Cladophialophora yegresii CBS 114405 is the source of this 1722-nucleotide messenger RNA. RefSeq lists its product as uncharacterized. Gene Ontology annotation, molecular function: transmembrane transporter activity. NCBI's taxonomy places the organism in Eukaryota, Fungi, Ascomycota, Eurotiomycetes, Chaetothyriales, Herpotrichiellaceae. The transcript has 3 exons. The record is from RefSeq and is a predicted model, not a curated record. Gene Ontology annotation, biological process: transmembrane transport. Bases 1 to 1722 code for a protein of 573 amino acids.
AUGGGUGUCGAGGAACCAACAAAUAACACCAUGCAAGAGCGGCAGAUCCAACACCAACAGGUGUCUCCAAAGUCAUCUGAUGAGAGUCCGACGGUCGAAAACCAACCCGGUAUAGCCAUCGACUCAGCUUUCGAAGGCCGGGAAUGGCCAGGCCCAGCACAGGUUGCUGCUGUCAUGAUCGCCAUCUGCCUCUCUGUCUUUCUUGUCGCUUUGGACCGCACCAUCAUCGCCACCGCCAUUCCCAAAAUCACGGACCAGUUUCAUUCACUCGACGAUGUCGGCUGGUACGGUAGUGGCUUCUUGCUCACGUCGUGCGCCCUCCUGCUCCCUGUCGGCCGUCUCAUGACAUUCUACUCUCCCAAAUGGGUGUUUCUGACCAUCCUGGUCAUCUUUGAAAUUGGAUCUGUCGUCUGUGGCGUCGCACCGAACUCCGAUGCAUUUAUCAUCGGCCGGGCCAUCGCUGGUAUUGGCGGCGCAGGUAUCAUGACCGGCGGCACCGUGCUGUUGACCUAUACUAUACCUCUGGCCAAAAGACCCAAGUUCCAGGGGUUCAUUGGCAUCAGUUUCGGUCUUGCCAGCGUCGCUGGUCCCUUGCUUGGAGGAGCUUUCACCAGCAAUGUCACGUGGCGAUGGUGCUUCUACAUCAACCUCCCAGUCGGCGCCGUCAGCAUCAUCUUCAUCACCUUUAUCCUCAAGUCCACACCGCCUCCGGGCAAGAAAGAUGUGUCGUUCCUGCAGCAUUUCUUCCAACUUGACCCUCUGGGCACGUUGUUCCUGAUCCCGUCACUCGUCUGCCUGGUACUUGCCCUGCAAUACGGUGGUACCAUCGAUCCCUGGUCGAGUGGUCGGGUAAUUGCUCUGCUUGUCGUCUUCGCCGUUCUUGCUUUGGGGUUUAUUCUGGUUCAGAUAUUCAACAAGAAGAACAGCAUGGUUCCCCACGGCGUCAUCAAGAACCGCGACAUCCUUUCCGGUGCUCUCUACAUGUUCUGCCACGGCGGCGCGCUGACGACUCUGGUCAUCUACGUCCCCCUGUACUUCCAAGCCAUCAAAGGCGUCAGCGCGGUGAAGUCUGGCGUGGAUACCUUCCCAAUGAUCCUGGCUCUGGUCCUGGGCAUCAUCAUGGGUGGUGUGCUGACUGGCAAAAUCGGCUACUACGCACCCAUGGGCUACGUCUGCGUGGUCUUGGCGCCAAUCGGGUGCGGAUUGAUCGCGACCUGGACACGAACCACCAAUCAUAGCAUGUGGAUCGGAUACCAGGUCAUCGCCGGCUACGGUCUGGGCAUUGGGUUCCAGUCGCCUAUGACAGCGGCUCAGACGGUCCUAGCCGACUCUCUUGUCCCGCUGGGCGUCGCUUGCAUCCAAUUUGCUCAGGUCAUGGGUGCGACAGUCUUUGUUGCUGUCGCCCAGAAUCUUCUUACCACUCGCCUAACUUCCGGCUUGGCGAAAAUUCUCCCCGACUUCGAUCCCAACGUCCUAGCAAACACUGGUGCCGUUGAGUUGAGAAGCUUGGUUCCGGCCGCCCAGUUGGAUCAGGUACUGGAAAUCUACAUGCACGCCCUCCGACAAGUCUUCUUCUUGUGUGCUGGGUUGGCGGCUGCCAUCAUCCUCGGUGCCGCAGGCCUGUCAUGGAAGAGCGUGAAGGUGGAGAAACAGGAGCCGAAGAAGCGAGAAGAGGGCUCAGAGAAGAGCAAGGAUGAGGAGGCUCAUUCGGGUGAAGAAUAG